Molecule: messenger RNA, 1070 nt
Organism: Morus notabilis
Lineage: Eukaryota; Viridiplantae; Streptophyta; Magnoliopsida; Rosales; Moraceae
Product: transcription factor bHLH162
Exons: 3
Coding region: 304-879 (191 amino acids)
Biological process (GO): regulation of transcription by RNA polymerase II
Cellular component (GO): RNA polymerase II transcription regulator complex
Molecular function (GO): protein dimerization activity; RNA polymerase II transcription regulatory region sequence-specific DNA binding; DNA-binding transcription factor activity, RNA polymerase II-specific
Source: RefSeq, a predicted model, not a curated record
UCUAUAUAAACCGUGUCUGCACUCUUACUCUAAACUUCCACCAUAUAAUCUUCUCUCUCUAUGACUCUCUCUCUCUCUAGAACUUGUUGGUUUCUGUUGCCGCUCAGACACAACUGAGAAUUGAUCAGCUUUGUUAAUUAGUGUGGUUGAGAACUGGUGGGAGGUGAUAAGACAUAACAAGAAUAUGGAUAUUAGGGUAUACUUGUGAAGGGAAGUUUAAUUGAUUUGAUCAAACUAAUUAAGGGUUGAUCAUAAUUAUAGUAAUUAAUUAGGUUAAUUGAAGGUGUCUGAGUUGGGUCGUUGAUGGUGAAGAUCAUGAAGAAGAGUCCGAGCGAGACCGCGAAACUUGACCGGAAGACCAUCGAGAGGAACCGGAGAAUCCACAUGAAAGAUCUCUGCUUUAAGCUUGCUUCCCUCGUUCCUCACCACCACUCUAAGCACUACUCUAAGGAAAUGUUGACACAACAAGAUCAGAUUGAUCUCGCGGCGUCAUACAUAAGCCAAUUGAGAGAAAGAAUAGAGAAGCUAAAGGCUAAGAAGGAACAAGCAACGAAGUCUUUAAACGGAAGUACUGAUAUGAGCGGCAGCGAAGUUCUCGAUGAUCAUCAGAGGAUGAGGAUCGGAGCAAGGUUGCCGGUGAUCGAGUUAAAGGACUUGGGUUGCAGCAUAGAAGUGAUUUUGAUAAGCGGUCUGCAGAAGAGCUUCAUGCUGUAUGAAGUGAUUAGUGUUCUUGAGGAAGAAGGAGCUGAAGUUGUUAGUGCUAGCUUUUCUACUGUGGAUGACAAAGUUUUCUACACACUCCAUGCUCAGGUGAAACUUUCAAGAGUUGGAGUAGAGACCUCAAGGGUAUGGGAAAGACUUCAGGACUUGGUUUACUGAUAAGCCUAAUAUAUAUCUAUAUAUAUAUAUAUAUAUGUAUGUAAGUAUGUAUAGAGCAUGGUUUUGCUUCAAGUAGCGCAAACAUGGAAGAAGAUUCGCACCAAAUCAAACGAGUGGUUGCUAUUCCAUGGGAACGGAUAUAAGUGAAUUCCUACUUUGGCAUAUAUUUGAUAUGGCCACGCCAUUAGACA